AUGGAUGAAUCUGAUGAUGAAUCUAAUGAUGAAUCUAAUAAAGAGGAUGAUCCUAAUGAGAUGCAACUUGAGGACGGUGGCAAUAGUGACAUGACAGAGGCGGUCGUGGCAGAGGCUGAGUCGGCAGCAGCUAGGAUCGUGAGUGAGUUGAAACAAGCAGCAGGCAAAAAACAGAAAUUCACUCACACAACUGGGUCGAAAAGUUUUGCUUAUGUAGUUGAGGCCAAGGGCGUAAAUGCGUCUAAAAAGUUGGGCGCCUUGACUUUUGACAUUACACAUAGGAAGAAAGAUGGAUCUCCUAUGACUUCAAGUGCAGAAAUUAUGCACUUAAUCUAUUGGGCUCUUAUUCCAAUAAUAGGAACCAUAGCUAUUGCAGUCACCGUUUUCACCUUGGUCAUGUACGGAAACUGCGCCAUUUUCUCACCAUCAACUCCUUCGGGGCCGACGAGCAGUAAAGAUUUGUCAGCUCGACUAGACCUAAGCCCUUAUUCGGCUUCAUCGUUCAAGUUCAGCAAGGAAUUAUGGUUGGCUCGAACCGUUGAGUCGAACCGAGAGGACGGAACGGAGUGUGUAGUGUGCUUGUUAGGGUUCGAAGAUGACGAAGUGGUUCGACAGCUUCAUCGAUGCAAGCACUCGUUUCAUGCUACUUGUAUUGAUAUGUGGAUGUACUCGCAUUCAAUUUGCCCGAUUUGUCGAACCCCAGUCGACCGACGGGUAGCUCUUGGUGAUGAUUUUACGUCGGACGAUAACUCAUUGUGCAUGGGAAUAGAGGGCGUCUCAUCUAUCUCAUCACCUUAA
Gossypium arboreum is the source of this 798-nucleotide messenger RNA. RefSeq names its product RING-H2 finger protein ATL1-like. The record is from RefSeq and is a predicted model, not a curated record. The coding region runs from base 1 to 798 and encodes 265 amino acids. NCBI's taxonomy places the organism in Eukaryota, Viridiplantae, Streptophyta, Magnoliopsida, Malvales, Malvaceae. The transcript has 5 exons.